AUGCCUUUUUCCGAGUAUGCGUUUUCCGAUGGAUGUUUUCCGACAUCUCCUCUCGCUCCCAUCCAGGCAUGGAACUGCAACAAAUACGAAGGAUGCAUACCGAUCACGGAUGCCGAUGGUAACAAUGGCUGGGGCGAGGCUUCUCUCGAAGGUCAUACCGAAGCCGUUGAGGGCUGCCUCGAUGCCUUCACGGCACGUUUCCAGGGCAUAGACGCCAAUGCAAUCGAGCAUAUUUGGCAGAAUGGCUAUCGCAUGGGAUUUUACCGCGGAGGACCAGUGCUGAUGAGCGCCUUGGCCAGGAUCGAUAUUGCUCUCUGGGAUCUCAAUGGUGAGGAGCCUUCACCUGUUCCCCAGCCCUGCGCAAAGCUCAGACUGAAUGUGCAUCCUCUCCUAGCCCGACGACUGGGGUUGCCUAUCUACGAACUCUUUGGCGGCAAAGUCCGCGAUCAAUUGCGAGUAUACGCGUUGAUUGGGGGUGGCCGACCCGGGGAUGUGGAAGCACAAGCGCGCGCCCGGAUUACGCAAGAGCGCUUGAAGACGGUCAAGUCGCCGGGUCUGGAUGCUGAGGUGGACUUCCAUGACCGCGUGCACAAAGCGAUAGCUCUGCAGCUGGCCCACAAGCUCGCCCGUUCGAUCGCAGUCCUGUCAAAGCUUGUGCCAAUCCCCAUUGCCCUGGGAGAGCGCUUGCACAGUCGCUGGGACAUCAAACCAUUCCUGGAAUCCGCAUCAGUAAGCAUCCUCCAGCCGGAUAUCUGCCAUGUAGGCGGCAUUUCGGAGCUGCGCCGCAUGGCAACCAUGGCUGAGACCUACGACGUUGCCUUGGCCCCUCAGUGUCCCCUUGGGCCGAUCGCGCUGGCGGCCAAUUUACAGGUUGAUGCCGUUUUGGCCAAUUUUAUCGGGACGUAUGUCAAAAACGCCGAGGUCUGGACUGGCAAAGGCGGCUUAAUUCGGCUGAUGGACGGUCCGGAAUUGGGAAUUGAACUCGAUGAAAUGAAGAUCCGGGCUGCAGCUGUCGAUGCAGUUGCGUGGCGUAGUCCCAGCUUCCAGGGUCUGGGUAGAGAGUGGUGA
Molecule: messenger RNA, 1068 nt
Organism: Aspergillus homomorphus CBS 101889
Lineage: Eukaryota; Fungi; Ascomycota; Eurotiomycetes; Eurotiales; Aspergillaceae
Product: enolase C-terminal domain-like protein
Exons: 7
Coding region: 1-1068 (355 amino acids)
Source: RefSeq, a predicted model, not a curated record